This is a messenger RNA of Gadus morhua (Atlantic cod), 1269 nucleotides long. RefSeq names its product piggyBac transposable element-derived protein 4-like. NCBI's taxonomy places the organism in Eukaryota, Metazoa, Chordata, Actinopteri, Gadiformes, Gadidae. Bases 1 to 1269 code for a protein of 422 amino acids. The record is from RefSeq and is a predicted model, not a curated record. The transcript has 5 exons.
AUGGCGGAAUUUGAGAAUGAAGACUCUGACGGUAGCGAUUUCGAGGAGUUUCUCGGCUUUGAAGAUGUUGAUGAGGCCGAGUACUCUGAUGACGAAUACGAACCGAUUGACUGGGAAUUAUGGUUGAGGCACAUGUUCGUGAAUGACGACGAGGAAGAAGAAGAUGAUUUAGGAGGGGGGUUUGAGGGUUUCCAGACCAACUGGAAGACGGACAACUACCAUCGAAAUCGACGGAGUGCCUUCAACAGGACACCAGGGGUGAAGCUCGAUUUGCCUCAAGAUGCCACACCGCUACAGGCAUUUGAGAAGAUUUUUAAGGAGGAACUUUGGACACAUCUCGUCACAGAGACGAACAGAUAUAGAGACCAGGUCGAACAAACACCGACCAGAGCGAAGACGGCAAGGUGGUCUCCGGUAACUGUGCCGGAGAUGAAGACCUUUAUUGGUAUCUGUAUGGGAAUGGGGCUGCUUGUGUUGCCGGUGCGAAGAGAUUACUGGCGACAGAGUAAGAAUCUCUUUCGGAUGCAAUUCGCAAGAAAUAUGUCCCGGGACAGAUUUGCGGCCAUCUGGAGGUAUCUACACCUCCAGGACAACCAGGCAGCAGUCAACAGAGAUGACAAGAUGUGGAAAAUGCGCUGGUUCCUAGAUUGCCUCCUGGCUCAAUUCCAGGCACUUUAUGAGGUGGAUGGCAACGUGUCUGUGGAUGAGAGCAUGAUUAAAUUCAAAGGGCGUCUCUCCUUCAGGCAGUACCUCCCCAUGAAGCCUACAAAGUGGGGUAUCAAGGUGUGGGUAAUGGCUGAGAGCGCCACUGGAUAUGUGACCAACUUCCAGGUCUAUGCUGGUCUCUUGGAGGAGAUGAGGACCCAUGCCGCUUGUGGCACUGUUCGUGCCAACCGGAAGGGACUCCCAAAGAGUGAGCUGCUUCGAAAGAAAGCCUCACUCAACAAGCACGAAUACAGGGUCGCUCAGAUGGACGACCUCACAUUUUGCAUUUGGCAGGACACAAAGACGGUCAUGGUGUUGUCCAACCACCAUGACCCAACUGAGACGGGGACCGUAAACAGGAGAAAGGAUGGAGCCAACCGCGUCCCGGUGGUAGUGCCAGCUUGCCUAGCAGACUACCAAAAGUACAUGAAAGGCGUCGAUCUGCUGGAUCAGAUGGUUGGCUACUACGGGUUCCAACAUAGAUCGAAGAAGUGGUGGAGGAGGGUCUUCUUCUUUCUCCUGUCCGUGUCCUGCCACAAUGCCUACAUAGCUGUGAGGGGCUGA